AACCUUACAUAGACAAUGUCAAGGCCGUUCGGCAAGGUUACUUUCGCAGAGUCCGUAGCUUUAAUUCUCAUAUCGUAAAGUUUAAAAGUUUUCCCAAAGAUGACAUCUAUUAAAAGACCAGGUCUGACAUCUGAAGCAUCGUUUAAGGCGUUGCAGAAUUACUUCGACAAACAUGGACAAUCGCUGAACAUGCUUGACAUGUUUAAAAAGGAUCCUUCCCGAUUCCAAAAAUUUAGUGCAAAUAUAUCUGGCAAAGAUGGUGAUCUUUUGCUGGAUUUCUCAAAGAAUUUAGUUAAUGAAGAUGUGAUGAAGUUAUUGUUUGAUCUGUGUCGUGAAAGGAAAGUAGAAGAAAUGCGCAAGGCCAUGUUUGGAGGGGAGAGAAUCAACUUCACAGAGGAUAGGGCUGUACUGCAUAUUGCCUUGCGCAACAGGGUUAACACCCCUAUCUUGGUCAAUGGCAAAAAUGUGAUGCCAGAUGUAAAUGCAGUCCUAAAGCACAUGAGGGAGUUCUGCACGUCCGUACAGUCAGGGGCAUGGAAGGGAUUCUCCGGUGAGACGAUAAAGGACGUGGUAAACAUCGGCAUUGGAGGCUCCGAUUUGGGACCCCUGAUGGUGACAGAGGCCCUGCAGCCAUAUCAGAGAGGCCCCAAUGUGCAUUUUGUUUCCAACAUUGAUGGUACCCACAUGGCCAAGACACUGAAACGAUUGAGGCCGGAAACCACCCUCUUCAUUAUUGCCUCAAAGACAUUUACCACUCAGGAGACUAUCACCAAUGCAAACUCUGCCAAGGCCUGGCUGCUGCAGCACUGCAAAGGAGAUGUUGGUGCAGUUGCAAAGCACUUUGUUGCACUGUCUACAAACACUAAACUGGUGAAAGAGUUUGGUAUCAGUGAAGAAAACAUGUUUGAAUUCUGGGAUUGGGUCGGUGGACGGUACUCUCUAUGGUCAGCCAUCGGACUUUCCAUCGCACUCUUCAUUGGUAUGGACAAUUUUGAAGAUCUGCUUGAGGGGGCUCAUUACAUGGACCAGCACUUCUUGAACACCCCUCUUGAACAAAAUAUUCCAGUAAUACUGGCCAUGCUGGGCGUGUGGUAUGUGAACUUCUUUGGAUCGGAGACCCAGGCACUGCUGCCAUAUGAUCAGUACCUGCACCGGUUUGCAGCCUAUUUCCAGCAGGGUGACAUGGAGAGCAAUGGGAAGUAUGUUACACGCAGUGGGGCCACGGUGGACUACAAGACUGGGCCCAUUGUGUGGGGUGAGCCGGGUACCAACGGGCAACAUGCCUUCUAUCAGCUCAUACACCAGGGCACUCGGCUGAUCCCCUGUGAUUUCCUGAUUCCAGUCGAGACUCACAAUCCAAUACAGGACGGGCUUCACCAUCAGAUCCUGUUGGCCAACUUCCUAGCCCAGACAGAGGCCCUGAUGCGAGGCAAGACAACUGAGGAGGCCCGGGCAGAGCUGGAAGCUGCUAAAAUGGCUCCAGAGGCCAUACAGGCCAUCCUUCCACACAAGGUGUUCCAAGGAAACCGACCCAGUAACUCCAUUGUUGUCCAGAAAGUAACACCAUUUACCCUGGGAGCACUCAUAGUGAUGUAUGAACACAAGAUAUUUGUGCAGGGUGUGAUCUGGGACAUCAACUCAUAUGAUCAGUGGGGAGUGGAGCUUGGAAUGCAGCUGGCUAAGAAGAUAGAGCCAGAGCUGACAGGGAAGGACCCUGUGUCCACACAUGACGCCUCAACCAACGGACUAAUCAACUUCAUCAAGUCACAUAAGCUGUAGACUGGGCUGGCAGGCUGUUGUCAUGUGACAGUGUGCUGUAGAUCAGGCUGGCAGGCUGUUGUCAUGGGACAGUGUGCUGUAGACCAGGCUGGCAGGCUGUUGUCAUGGGACAGUGUGCUGUAGACCAGGCUGGCAGGCUGUUGUCAUGGGACAGUGUACUGGAUCAGCAGCCAGUUGCUCUAAACUUUUUACGGCUUAUUAUGCUUGUAGAUUUAACCCUUAACCUCUUAGAUAGUAUUUUGACACGUUUGUAGUCCCUUAGAAAGUUAAAUUCAAUUAAAGGCCUUUCUUACUAGAUCCAAGUUUUAAAGGUUUCAGUUCCAAGCCAUAGAUACUGAUGAGCAGCAAACAGCAUAAAACCUGAACAGACUGCAAGUUACUCGCAGGCUGUUCUGGUUUUAUGCUGUUUGCAUAUAGCCAUUUUCACUUUGCUUCUAAGUGGGAAAGGGUUAAAUAAUUACUAUGAAGAUAUUAAUUUAAAAGUAAUUAUAGAAGAACUUAUUAAAAUGUGGAUUAAUUUAAAAAUAAUUUGAAUUUUCUGAUUAUUGUAAGUGUUUGCUAAGCAAGUUGCUCAUAAUAUUGACAUUAAUGGAAGUUAUUUAUAUCAUUAAAUGUUUUAAAAAAUAAAAUGCAAGCAGUUUUAUUCAAACAAAUUGGUAUGAUAAGAGUAUUAUAAAUGUUUGUAAAGCAACUUUCUUGUUAUAGUGACUGCAUAACACCUCUGAAGUUGAGGUGAAUGGGUCAUUAAAGAUCUGAACACAUUGGCCAUUAUCAUUUUGUUUGGAUGGAUUAGAUGUGUUGAUUGAUCUUUGCAAUAUGAUUCUGUUGUCUCCCCAUGACCUCCCCAUCCCCAUAAAUGACUGUACAGUUAUACUUUGUUUUAAGUUUGUUUCUACUUUUUAAAGGGGCCUUUUCACAGAUUUUGGCAUUUUUUAACUUAUUCAUUAAAUGCUUUAUAUUGAUAAAUGUAAACAUUGGAUCGUAAAAGCUCCAGUAAAAAAUCAAGAAUAAAAUUUAAAAAAGGAAAAGAACAUUGCCCGGAGCAGGUUUCGAACCAGUGACCCCUGGAGUCCUGCCAGAGUCCUGAAGUAAAAACGCUUUAGCCUACUGAGCCAUUCCGCCGAAUAUACAUACUUAAUGUAUUUUAUACCCUAUAUAAGCAAUCUUCGUAGUUUCACAAAAUUUAACGACAAAAACAGAACUCUCCAAAUUAUUCAAUCGUUUCGCGUUGCAACGCUUUAUAAUUUUUAGGUUUUAUAAUCGUCAAAAGAUGCAUAUAAUGGCUAUAUUAGAACAUGGUAAAUGUUCAGUAUUACUGUUUCCUCACAAAUAUCAUAACUAAAACGAAAAUUUGCGAAUCUGAAACAACUUUUUUCAAUUUUGUCAAUUUACCAAAGCGUGAAAAGAUCCCUUUAAUGAGUUGAAAUUUGUUAUAAGUAUUUACAUUUUUCGUUUAGUUGAUUCUUACUGCAUGCAAUAAGUGUUUUUACUUUGAGUUGUUAAUGGUAUUGAGGAUGUUUGUUGGAUUUGGUGGAAUAUCUGGAAUUAACCAGAUACAACAACCAUUUAAUCAGAACAACAUUUUUCUCCAAGUUACUGAUUUUCAUAAAUUGGUGGAACCUACACUGUGAUCAUUGUUGAUACGGAUGUAAAAGCAUAUUAUGCACACACCAUUCAACAGAUUGGUUUUGUUAAUAAAUAUAUAAACCUU
Molecule: messenger RNA, 3490 nt
Organism: Dreissena polymorpha
Lineage: Eukaryota; Metazoa; Mollusca; Bivalvia; Myida; Dreissenidae
Product: glucose-6-phosphate isomerase-like
Exons: 17
Coding region: 100-1779 (559 amino acids)
Biological process (GO): glucose 6-phosphate metabolic process; glycolytic process; gluconeogenesis
Cellular component (GO): cytosol
Molecular function (GO): carbohydrate derivative binding; glucose-6-phosphate isomerase activity; monosaccharide binding
Source: RefSeq, a predicted model, not a curated record